Molecule: messenger RNA, 2398 nt
Organism: Lolium perenne
Lineage: Eukaryota; Viridiplantae; Streptophyta; Magnoliopsida; Poales; Poaceae
Product: wall-associated receptor kinase 2
Biological process (GO): cell surface receptor signaling pathway; protein phosphorylation
Cellular component (GO): plasma membrane
Molecular function (GO): ATP binding; calcium ion binding; protein serine/threonine kinase activity
Source: RefSeq, a predicted model, not a curated record
AUGGUCAGAUCACCGGCAUUCUUGCUGUUGGCGCUGCUUCUUGCGGCCACCGGCGAUAGCCUCACCGUGAGGCCAGACUGCCAGGAGAGCUGCGGCGGUGUCGACAUCCCCUACCCGUUCGGCAUCGGCACGGACUGCUUCCAUCCGGGCUUCGAGAUCACCUGCCUCAACAACACGAUGCCGGUUCUGCCGGCGUCCACCGGGGUUACACAGGUGCUGGAGCUGUUGGUGAUGCCGCGGCCGGAGGCCCGGGUGAUGCUGCCCGUGGCGUGGAUGUGCUACAACUCCGCCGGCAACGCCACCGGGUCCAUGGAAGGCGGAGUGAACUUCAACACAGACAACGUCUACCGCAUCUCCAACACCCACAACGAGCUCGUCGUCCUCGGCUGCAACACCUUCGCCUACACCAUGAGCUGGUGCACGGCCCACUGCGACGACGCCCUGAUCGCCGAGUACACCUUCUACAGCGGGUGCACCACCUAUUGCAACGACUCCCGGAGUGCGCGGGACGGAGCCUGCGCCGGCAUCGGCUGCUGCCACAUCGACAUCCCACCGGGCAUCGGCGAUAACUUGAUGAAAUUCGAAACCUGGUCGCGCAAGGACUUCAGCCCCUGCGACUACGCCUUCAUUGUGGAGAAGGGCAGCUACACCUUCCGGGCUGCCGACCUUCACAUGAACAACCAGACCAGCAUGCCGCUGCGGCUGGACUGGGCCAUCCGGGACAGCAACAUCAACUCCACCGCCUCCCUCUCCUGCGCCCAGCUCUCCCAGGCCAACAGCAGCAGCGCCUGCGUCAGCGACCACAGCGAGUGCGUCGACUCCACCAAUGGCCCCGGAUACGUCUGCAACUGCACAAAGGGCUACGAGGGGAACCCAUACCUUCCCCACGGAUGCACAAAUAUCGAUGAAUGUGCACGUCCACGAGAGGAGUUUCCUUGCAAGGGUGUAUGUCGCGACACCGAGGGAUCAUAUAGUUGCAUAUGCCGUUCAGGUUACCGGAGUAAUGGGGAUCCAAGAGAAAACCCAUGCAAUCCAAACUUCACACUCGCAGCAAAGCUUGCCAUAGGCAUCAGUCUUGGUAUAUCCUUGUUAGUGGUUGCUCUACUUUUAGUACUCAUAGUGGUCCAAAAGAAAAAACUGGAUAAAUUAUUUGAAAAGAAUGGAGGCAGAAUACUUCAAAAUGUGAAAGGCCUAACAAUUUUUUCAAAGGAGGGAUUGAAGAAAAUAACAAAAAAUAAUUCAGAGCUUCUUGGUAACGGAAGCUUCGGCAAAGUCUACAAAGGAAUUCUUCCUGAUAAUACCAUGGUGGCAGUUAAGGCCUCUAUCAAAGUAAAUGAAGCUACAAAAAAAGAAUUCGCUGAAGAACUGAAGAUCCAUUCACAUAUGAUCCACAAGAACAUUCUCAAGCUCAUUGGUUGCUGCCUGGAGGUGGAUGUUCCAAUGUUAGUGUACGAGUUUGCAGCUAAUGGGAGCCUCGAAGACAUUCUCCAUGGCAAUAAAAAACAAAAACUUUCCUUGGACUUACGUUUGGACAUAGCAAUUGGGUCUGCAGAAGGGUUGAGGUACAUGCACCUAUACACAAUUCAAGCCAUACGACAUGGUGAUAUCAAACCAGAUAAUAUACUUCUUGAUGACAAUCUAACACCAAAAAUCUCUGAUUUUGGGUUGUCAAUGCUCCUUAAAGAAGAAUAUUUUGCCAAAAAGGUGGUUGGAUGCAUGGGUUACAUUGACCCAGUGUUCAUGAAAACUGGGCUCUUAACACAGAAGAGUGAUGUUUAUAGCUUCGGAGCAGUUCUGUUGGAACUCAUUACCGGAAAGAAAAAUGUAUAUGAUAAGAACCAUAGCCUCAUCAUUGAUUUUUGCAAACUUUAUGAGCAAGAAGAGACAGGUAGGGAAAUGUUCGAUAAGGAGAUUGCAGCGACCGACGAAGAUAUCUUCAUCCUAGAAGAAAUUGGCAAGUUGGCGGUCGAAUGUCUAAAAGAAGAUAUAGAAGAUCGACCCGAUAUGACAGAGGUAGGAGAACGACUUGUGAUGCUUAGGAGAGAAAGAAAGGUUCAAAAAAUACCAAAUAGAAGUCCUAGCCUCUUUGAGUAUAUCAAUAUGGAUGAUUCUGCUAACAAUACUAACAUAAGUGGAACUAGCAAAGCUACAUGUUCGGUGCAUUCCACUUCAACAAGCAAAGAUUUCGAUGCUAGUCCAUAGGUCAGUAAAUGCAUUUCAGUGGCAUAAGAAGAUGCCAUUUAUCAACAAUAUAUUGUUGUACCUCUUGUAAGUUCCAGAUAUACAUGACAUUGUUGUAGUGUGUGGUGGAUACUUUGUGUGUGUAAGCGACCAAUAUAUAUUGAGCUAGUGUAUGUAUGAUAAUACAUGGAGUCUGUCGAGUAUUUGGCUAUUAACA